Messenger RNA from Acanthochromis polyacanthus (spiny chromis), 2580 nucleotides. RefSeq names its product RRN3 homolog, RNA polymerase I transcription factor (gene rrn3). Gene Ontology annotation, cellular component: nucleus. Bases 267 to 2096 code for a protein of 609 amino acids. The record is from RefSeq and is a predicted model, not a curated record. Gene Ontology annotation, molecular function: RNA polymerase I general transcription initiation factor activity; RNA polymerase I core binding. Lineage: Eukaryota; Metazoa; Chordata; Actinopteri; Pomacentridae. The transcript is spliced from 17 exons. Gene Ontology annotation, biological process: transcription initiation at RNA polymerase I promoter.
UCUCUUCCGGAAGUGAAAUCGAAGCUCACGUGCGCUGGGCUGUUGACAGUGUUUACGGGGUUUUGUUUUCCACAAAAUGUCCCACCUUUCUAAAAAAUCAUUAACAUUAAAUAUUGUACGGUGAUUGACGCUUCACAGUCUAAUAAUAUAUAUGAAAAUCUCUUACGUUGCUGUUUAGCUGGAAUCUCUUAGUUUAGAGAAGUCCAACCAAGUUAGCUUAGCAAAAACAAGCAUUGGGUCUGAGCUUUCCUUGGAAGCAGUGAAAUAUGGAGAUAGACGGCCGGGACUUUUUGAACACUCCACCCGUGAAGACUGUCAGGUUUGGAGGCAGCGUUGCUGAGACGUUGGAAAAACAUAAACAGGGAAACUCAAGUGAUUAUGAACUCCUGAAACAUCAGCUGGCUGAUCCUGAGAUAAAGGAUGCCCAGAUCAUCAACUGGCUGCAAGAAUUUCGGAGUUGUGUGACCCAGCUUACCAAGGACCACGAACAGCUUAUUUAUAGUGUCCUGAGGCUUCCAUGGUUGGGACGCAGCCAGGCAGUAGUGGAGGAGUACAUGGCCUUCCUCGGCAACCUGGUGUCAGCACAGACUGUCUACUUGUGUGCCUGCCUCAAGAUGGUGGUUUCCCACUUCACUCCCAGGAGAGUGACCGUCUGUGAAGGAGGAGUGGAUAUCUCUGAUUCAGAUGAUGAAGAUGAAAAUCUCCCCAGAAACUUUGAUCACUGUCACCAGGCGUUGCAGCUCAUCAUCAGAUAUGUUCCCUUCACAAGUCGCUUUCUGGUGCCUAUUUUGCAAGAAAACUUCCCCUUCAUACAGAAAUCCUCCAGAACACUGGAGUGUUACGUCCACAACCUCCUCAGAGUGACGGUGUACAUACCGUCCAUUCGACGAGAUGUUCUAGAAGUGAUCAUUGGAAAGCUUCUCAAACUGGAUGUGAAUGCGUCCCGCACAGACAUCGAGGAGGCAGAGGAGAAAGCACUGCAGAACCAGAAGGCAGAUGAUCAGACCGAAGAGGGACUCUUUGAUAUGGAUGAGGACGUGUCUCCACAUCAGGACAGGACGGAUCUGAUGGUCCAUCCAGUGGCUGAGAGGCUGGACACCCUCAUGGCCGUGCUAAUGGCGUACAUCAAGGACGUGUGCCAUGUCAACGGCUCGCUUCACGUGGAAAUGACGAAGGAGUUGUACAAAGAUUUGUUGAGCGUUUUUGACAAGCUGAUUCUGCCGACACAUGCUUCCUGCCACGUCCAGUACACACUCUUCUACCUCUGCAGCUUCAGACUGGCCUUGGCAGAGGCCUUUCUGGAUCACCUGUGGAAGAUCCUGCAGAACCCCUCUCAGCCCGCUGUCAUCCGCCAGGCUGCUGCUGGAUAUCUGGGAAGCUUUCUGGCCCGAGCCAAAUUCAUCCCUGUGAUAACUGUGCGGGCCUGUCUCGACUUGCUGCUCUCCCUGAUCCAUCGCUACAUCGACAGCCAGGACAGCAGCGGCAGACAGGUCUGCUGCGACAUCAGCCUGCACGGGCCCUUCUACACGGCCUGCCAGGCCGUUUUCUACACGCUCAUUUUCCGACACAGAGCCAUUCUGGAGGCCAACAUGAAGAAAGGUCUGGAGUAUCUGCAGAGCCUGAACCUGGAGCGGGUGGUGAUGAGUCAGCUGAACCCUCUCAAAGUCUGCCUGCCUUCAGUCACCAGCAUGUUUGCUGCCAUCACCAGGAAGUACCAAGUGGUGUUCUGUUACUCGGUCAUAGAGAGGAACAACCGGAUUGCGCUGCCAGUGGUGCGCAGCUCUGCAGGAGGAGACUCUGUGACCACCAACACCAACCCUUUGGACAGCUUCUUCCCCUUCGACCCCUACCUGCUCAAGAGGUCUGGCAAGUUGAUAGAACCACUGUACCAGGUCUGGGAGGAACUAGCAGAUGCAGAGCUGCUUCCGACUAAAACAGGCCAACAGAGCUCAAGGGAAGAUGAGGAUGACUUCUUGUGUGGGGAGGCGCCUCAGACCGAGGGCAUCGUGGGAAUGACGCCGAGCUCCUUCGACUCAAACGUCUGCAGUCCAAACAGCAUAGGUUCACCCCCCAGCUCCUUCCCGAGACCGUUCUAGUCCCUCAUCAUGAACUGUCCAGUUGUGACGAGACCCCGCUGUUCCUGAAGUCCUGAGGCACGUUCCGGGUUGGACCUUUUUUUGGGUCAGUGAGUUAUGUGGCCACAGAUUUGUACAGUGACUCUUUCCUGACAAGCCACGUGGUGCUGAUACUUCAAGAACACAUCAGCCACGGACAAGUUGGAACUAUUCAUACAAGAUUACUCGGGUUGAUGAGUAAGACUUGUAAACAUUAUUAAUCACAUUAAAAAAAGGCCAUGGUGGCAUGUGCAAAGACAAUGAAAGCAACAGUACCAGUAAAAGAGCCCUUAAAUCCAUGAUAAGCAGAUUCGUGUAAAUGUUUAGAACAGAUAUCAGUUUUAAAUGAACCUAUGUGGACUAAUGUAGACAGGCAUUAGCUUUUAUCUGCUUUAUUUUAUUAUCAUUAUUUGUUUCUGUACAGAAGAAAGUGCUAUUCAAAAUAAACUGGACUUGUGAAGUUGUA